Cetraspora pellucida is the source of this 693-nucleotide messenger RNA. The record is from the annotation of a GenBank genome assembly. Lineage: Eukaryota; Fungi; Glomeromycota; Glomeromycetes; Diversisporales; Gigasporaceae.
AUGUUUUAUGAAUUUAAUCUUGAUUAUCUUACAGUUAGAACUCAUACACCUUAUCAUUCAGCUUAUAAUCCUGUUGAACAUGGCAUGGCUACACUUUCACAAAAACUUGCAGGAAUAGUCUUACCAAUUGAUAAGUAUGGUAUCCAUCUUAAUUCUCAGGGUGAAGUAAUUAACCAAGAGCUUGCAAAAAAAAAUUUCCAGUAUGCUGGUGAAACUUUAUAUAAUUUGUGGAAUUGGGAUCCUAUCUUUGGAAAUUCAGUUAUAACACACUAUAUUGAUCAACAUACUUCAUCCUUUAAUAAUGUUACAUUUCCUGAAUAUGAUACAAAUAAUAUUGUUAAGUCUACUAUUCCUUGGAAAUGGCUAGAAAAUCAUACAAAAAUGUGUCAAUAUUCUCUUGAUAUUAAAAAAUGUGAUAAUAUAUCUUGUUGCAUGCCUAAAUGUUGUAAAGAUGCUACCAAUCUUCUUGCAUUAAAUAAUGGAUUUCUUCCUCCUCUGGUAAAAGAAAAUGAUAAACACUAUCUUAAUUUAAUUUAUACAUUAGAGUUUUAUGAUAUAAACAAACUACCUGGUUAUGAUAUGCAUUGUCCUUUUUUAACUAAUUAUAAAAAACUUUGUUGUUCUAUUUGUGAUACAUAUUUUCCAACAAGUUCAAUGGUUACUUUACAUGUGAAAAGCCAGCAUCCAAGAUGA